Messenger RNA from Candidula unifasciata, 330 nucleotides. NCBI's taxonomy places the organism in Eukaryota, Metazoa, Mollusca, Gastropoda, Stylommatophora, Geomitridae. The record is from the annotation of a GenBank genome assembly.
AUGUUUCAUGUGGGUGGACACAAAGGUGUUUGCGGCAGGGGUAGAUCCAGUGGAUUCAGUCGACACCACCCCCAUUUCAUGGGACACGUCAACUGGAAAGGCCCCCUUCGCUGCGGAAUCAUCUUCUGCACCAUCAGCUGCAUGCUGUUUGUCAUCGGCGUGAUCCUGACCUGGCUAGGUAUUCGUAGAAGGGUCCAUGAUGUUCUGGGUGAGAGUGCUCCCAUUACCGGGCCUAUCCUUCUGGCUGUUGCUGGGCUCAUGCUGAUCCUGGCCAUGCGACAGUUCUACAUGGCGCACGUUAGAAAGAUAGCUCACAAUAAAGCUCUGCAG